CUUGACUUGAGUGUUAAAUUUUAAAUUGAGGUUAUGCUUAAGCUUAUCGCUUAUGAUAGGGCAAAGGACUUAAUAUUAUAACUUAUAGGUGAAAAUUAAUAAAAACUGUAAAAUUAUCUAUUUAUAAUUAUAAAAUUUCAUAAUAAGAAUGCUAAAGGGGCUUGUAAGUUUAGUUACUGGAGGAGCUUCAGGUCUUGGAAAAGCGACCGUGGAAAGGUUGAUUCAAAAUGGGGGCAAGGUUGUUAUAUUGGAUGUUCAAGGCACAAGGGCACAGGAGUUGAAAAAAAAGCUCGGGGAUGAUGUCCUUGUUUCUGUUGGUAAUAUAACAUCUGAAGAGGAUGUUUUAAAAGCGUUGGAUUUAGCCAAGUCGAAGUUUGGUAAAUUAGACACACUAGUCAAUUGUGCUGGUCACGCUCAAACAAGUCAGGUUUACAACUUCUUCCAGGACAAAGAAACAGAAAUGGAACAUUUUGUUAAUUGCAUAAAUGUAAACACAAUAGGCACAUUUAAUGUCAUAAGAUUAGCAGCAGGCUUAAUAGGCAAGAAUGAACCAACAGAAGAUGGUCAGAGAGGUGUUAUAAUAAAUACAGCAUCAACGAUAGCAUAUGAGGGUGAUAUAGGUCAAGCGGGUUACGCUGCAUCGACAGCUGCAAUAGUUGGAAUGACAUUACCGAUAGCGAGGGAUCUUGCUCCGAGGGGUAUCCGAGUUGUAACUAUAGCACCAGGAUUUUUUGACACACCCUUAAUAACAUAUUUACCAGAGAAGAUGAUUGAAUUCUUGAAACGAAUGACUCCAUUUCCAUCAAGAUUAGGCAAACCAUCAGAAUAUGCUCAUCUUGUUACUAGUAUAAUAGAAAAUCCAAUGUUAAAUGGUGAAGUUAUAAGGUUAGAUGGAGCUCAAAGGUGGUUCCCGCUAUAAAAAUAUGCUAGGAAACAGUGUUGAUUCUCUUGUACAUAGUUUAUAAGCUAAU
This is a messenger RNA of Vanessa tameamea, 971 nucleotides long. RefSeq names its product 3-hydroxyacyl-CoA dehydrogenase type-2-like. Gene Ontology annotation, cellular component: mitochondrion. Gene Ontology annotation, molecular function: estradiol 17-beta-dehydrogenase [NAD(P)+] activity. Gene Ontology annotation, biological process: fatty acid metabolic process; androgen metabolic process; estrogen metabolic process. The transcript is spliced from 5 exons. Lineage: Eukaryota; Metazoa; Arthropoda; Insecta; Lepidoptera; Nymphalidae. The record is from RefSeq and is a predicted model, not a curated record. The coding region runs from base 149 to 919 and encodes 256 amino acids.